Messenger RNA from Cylas formicarius (sweet potato weevil), 1083 nucleotides. RefSeq names its product ring canal kelch protein-like. NCBI's taxonomy places the organism in Eukaryota, Metazoa, Arthropoda, Insecta, Coleoptera, Brentidae. The transcript has 4 exons. The record is from RefSeq and is a predicted model, not a curated record. Bases 1 to 648 code for a protein of 215 amino acids.
AUGGUGUAUGACCAUAUAGCUAUAAGGUACGCGAACUGCGACGAGAACAGCAACGCGGAAAGCGCGAACGGCUACGACUUUAACCAGCCGUCGACGUCGUUCGCGGACCAGGAGAACCUUUACGAGCAGAUUUGCUGCGACCCCGACGCCAACAGCCGGCAAGAGUUGCCGGAAAACAUUUACGAAACGAUCGAGGAAGUGAGACGACAACAAGAGAUGCUGCGACAAGCGAACGGCGGUUAUCCGCCCGACGUGUCGGAACCCAUCUACGAUCCGAAUUUGCCGAGCUGCAGCACCAGCACCUACGGACGUAUCGGAAAUACCUACGGUCGGAUAGAUAUCAUCGGUCACGGCAUCGGCCGCAUCGAGCGCCACCUAUCUUCGUCCUGCGGCAGCAUAAAUAACAACCAUUACACAAUCGAGAGCCUCUAUGGUACUUCGGACCAUACGGGGAGAAUAAGUAAAGUGUCCGUUCAGUGGUUGCUCGCCAACAAAUGGUUACCCCUCUGGAUCGCCAACACCGAAACCGGUCGCGAUUAUAGAAUAAUCGAUUUCCUGAUCGCACAAGGGCUGGAAAAAGGCGACGGAAACGACGAUACGGAACACGCACAUGAUGCCGAGUCGGAGCCGCCGCCGCCGCCUACUUAAAAUUUUCGUCAAUGUCAAUCAAUGUAUUCUUCUUUUUUGAUCGUUGGUUCGUUUUGGUAACAUUCGGAUCCGCAUCAUUUUUCUCUUAAAAUGGUUUGUUGUUGUUACACUUUGUAGAUAGACUAUUUCACCAUUAUUAGUUAAUCGGCUUGCGGUUUGAGUCGAAUUUCUGCGAGCUUGACCUUCAAUCGUGAUAACAAUAAGAAUAAAAGACAACUUGCAGAAAUUUAGAUCAUAGAAUGAAUUGUGAUGUUUAAAAUUUAGUUCUUUUCGACGAAUAGGUGAUAUUUUUAGACGAAAUUUCUUUAACUAGUUGUGUUUUGAUAAUUAGAUUGUAUUGGUUUCAAAAACGCUAUCAUCGAAUUUCGAUUCUAGAUCUGUUAGGUUAAGGUUUAUUUAUUGUAACGUUCUAUGCCAAAUAAAGUACCUCUAUGA